CCCGCUGCCGCAGCCAGACCCCGCUCAGCCCGCGGCUGCCCGUCCGGACGGCAGGAACAUCGUGCCCUGCGCCACGGCCCUGGUGAUGCCGAACAGCAGGGCCAGCGGCAAACAGCGCCUUCGGGGCUGAGGGGAGCCCUCAGAGCUCCUUCUGCUGUUUGUGCCGCACCCCGUACGGUACCUGAGCAGCAGUUAGCAUUUAGGAUUUUACACGCCACGUUAAAUGCUAAAUAUUUUAUUUAUUUAUUUGUUUAUUUAUUUAUUUAGAAGCGGGUGAAAUAAAAUAGCUAUAUGCGGCUAGACCAUGCUUUAAAACAGACCUAAAAUGCAUUUUACCUCGGAAGAAGCAGACGAGAGGGCUGACAGUUAAAAGGACACUGGAUACGAGAGUCUUGUCUGUGGGCAGGAUCAGCUCCAAAAGUCAAAAUGAGGUCACCUGAAAAAGGAAUUGGUACGAUGGCUUUGGGCAAUAAAGAGGGUAUGCAGCAAGGGAGAGCUAUCCACCUGAAGGCUGCAGCAAGCAAGGCGUUUCCUACGCUAACACUUGUGUUUAGUACUGUCCAUAGCAGACCUAAUAAAGCAGCAGGAAGUCUGCCUUACCCACAGAAAGGCUCCUCUUGUUGCAAGUCUCACCUGCCACAGCCAGGCACCCUGUGCUGAUCCUGCAGGGUCUGUCAGUCCUGGCACUGAAUGAGCAGAGAGGCAGGAGAAAAAGCAGGGAGCUGUCCCUGCCAGCUGGGCACAUUUGUGCCAGAACACUGUCUCAUGGUUUCCUGGUGUCUUCUGGGGUUUUCUGUUGAGGUAUGGUGAAUCGGGGGACUAUAAAAGGAGUUUUUAAGGUUGUCUCAGCUGUAAAGGACCCUACAGCUGUAGAAAGAGCAAACUUAUUGAAUAUGGCUAAACUGAGUAUCAAAGGCCUCAUUGAGUCAGCACUGAGCUUUGGCCGCACUCUGGAUUCCGACUACCCCCCUCUGCAGCAGUUCUUCGUUGUCAUGGAGCACUGCCUCAAGCACGGCUUGAAAGUAAGAAAAUCCUUUCUAAGUUACAAUAAAACCAUCUGGGGUCCUCUGGAACUUGUGGAGAAAUUAUAUCCAGAAGCUGAGGAAAUAGCAGCAAGUGUCAGAGAUUUGCCUGGCCUUAAGACGCCGCUGGGCCGUGCCCGGGCCUGGCUGCGGUUGGCACUGAUGCAAAAGAAAAUGGCCGAUUAUCUUCGCUGUUUGAUCAUCCAGAGAGAUCUCCUCAGUGAAUUUUAUGAGUAUCACGCACUGAUGAUGGAGGAAGAAGGAGCAGUAAUUGUUGGGCUGUUGGUUGGGUUAAAUGUGAUAGAUGCCAACCUGUGUGUGAAGGGAGAAGACCUGGAUUCACAAGUUGGGGUGAUUGAUUUCUCUGUGUAUUUGAAGAGUGAUGAUGACAUCGGGGGUAAAGAAAGAGAUGUUCAGAUUGCUGCAAUAUUGGACCAAAAGAAUUAUGUUGAAGAACUAAACAGGCAACUGAAUAGCACAGUCAGCAGCCUCCAUGCAAGGGUUGAUUCACUGGAGAAAUCAAACACUAAACUGAUCGAAGAGUUAGCGAUAGCUAAAAACAAUAUAAUUAAACUCCAGGAAGAAAACCAUCAAUUAAGGAGUGAAAAUACUCUGAUUUUAAUGAAAACCCAGCAUCAUCUAGAGGCAACUAAAGUGGAUGUUGAAGCAGAACUUCAGACCUACAAACACUCCAGGCAGGGUUUGGAUGAGAUGUACAGUGAAGCUCGCAGGCAGCUUCGGGAGGAGUCCCAGCUUCGACAGGAUAUGGAGAAUGAGCUGGUGGUUCAAGUCAGUAUGAAGCACGAGAUAGAGCUUGCCAUGAAGUUGCUGGAGAAGGAUAUCCAUGAGAAGCAGGAUACCCUCAUCGGCCUGCGCCAGCAGCUUGAUGAAGUUAAAGCAAUUAACAUGGAAAUGUACCAAAAGCUGCAGGUUUCUGAAGAUGCUAUGAAAGAAAAGAGUGAAAUAAUUAGUCGAUUAGAGGAUAAGACCAAUCAAAUUAAUGCAGCUAUGAAACAACUAGAACAAAGAUUGCAGCAAGCAGAGAAGGCCCAAAUGGAGGCUGAGGCCGAGGAUGAGAAACUUAAGCAGGAAUAUGUGAAUAAAUCUGAAAGUCUGCAGAAGGAAUUCUCCCAGAAGGAGAAACAGCUGCUUCAGCUGGAAACAGAUUUGAAGAUAGAAAAGGAGUGGCGGCAAACCUUGGAAGAUGAUCUUCAGAAGGAGAAGGAAACUGUAUCUCAUCUGAGAAUAGAGACCCAAGAAAUAAUUAACCUUAAAAAAGAGUUCCUUAAACUUCAGGAAAAGAACAAGCAACUGAAAAGGAUAUGUGAAGACCAAGAAGCUGCUCUCCAAGAACUGGCAUCCAAGCUGAGCGAAUCAAAGCUGAAAAUAGAAGAUAUAAAAGAAGCCAACAAAGCAUUGCAGGGCCAGGUUUGGUUGAAGGACAAAGAGGCCACACAUUGCAAGUUAUGUGAAAAGGAAUUUUCGCUUUCCAAAAGGAAGCAUCACUGUAGAAACUGUGGUGAGAUCUUCUGCAAUGCCUGUUCUGACAAUGAGCUGCCUCUGCCCUCCUCACCAAGGCCUGUCCGGGUCUGUGACUCCUGCCACGCAAUGCUCAUACAGAGGUGCUCUUCUAACGUGCCCUAAGGUUGUGUCACUAGAUAUUUAUUAGUUCUGCUGUUCAGCUAUUCCUGUAGAAAACCCAACGCCACCUAAAGAAUGUACAGCAGUAUUUCCAGGCUUCCAGGUAAGCAGUGUAGAGUUGCAGUUUUGAGGUGCACUGGAGGAGUCACUUCUCUGCUUCCUCUUGAAACCAACAGAGAAAAUGGGACCCAAAUGUAAAAAAUGCACAUGUGGAAAAAAAAAAACCCAAACAGAUGAGGAUGUUGGUGUAACAAAUGGCUCAGCAUCUCCUUUGGAGGAGGCAGGGCAGCUUAUAGAGGAGAUUCAGUGUUAACGUUUGGUGGGUAUUUUAGUUGUUGAGAUGCUCUUCAAAAAGGUGAUGCACUUCCCUGCUUUUACAGGCUAGUCUGCCACAAGUCCAACCUGAUUCUGCCCCUCAGUGUGCCUGUGAUACGUUGUUGUGUAACAAAACCGUGCAGUAGCUCGUUUUCAAUUGUUUUUUUAAAAAGUAUGGCCAUUAAUGCAGUGCUCUGAUAAGUUCUUGCCAAAUACCAUAUUUGUUUACUUCCUCUUAAUUACCAGGACUUGAUGCAUCCAGGAGUAUAGCACUGACAGCUCUGCUCUGUGGAGUCACAGGUGGAAGGGGAGAUUUUGUCAGGGAACAAGCAGUGCCUCGGGCACUUGCAGAAGGAAGGUGUGUUUUGGUGAAUGGUUUUUGCAAAUUAACUGUUAAUAUGAUGUAUCUGUUUCCAUCAAAAGAGAGCUGUCCAUCACAAACCUUUUGCCUGACGUUGUAACUCUGAACGCACCUCUUUGCGUUAUUUUUGUGCAAGUCAUGCUCUCAGGCUGUCCGUGUAGUCAGUGUGUAGCUCUAGAAACCACCAGGACAGCCUGGGAUUAAAUACCAGGGACCACAUCCUUUCUGUGUUGCACAGGAAAGUUCUUAGUUUGCCACCAUCUCCCUCAAACUUGCAGAGUUUGUUCCUAAACUUCAUUUUUUUCCAGAGCACCUUUGAGCCCCCCCACUGUUGGCACUGAGGAGCCCUCAGCAGAAUUACCAUCCCGGGAGCUCCUUCAGCUGUGGGCUCGGACUAUUCCUAUUAACAGGAAAAGGGAGGCUUGGGAACAAGUCUUCUAGUUGUCCUUGCACUUUGUUUAGCUUAGCUUUGUCUCUGGGGAUAGGGAUUUAGUUAAUAUCCUAAAAUCCAACAUAGCUGUUCUUUUCAACACUCAGUGUAGUUGCUUAUGUAGCUUUUGUAAAGAAAAAUGUUUCUAAAAUGACCUGAUGUAACUUUUUGUAAAAUACCAAACAAAUACUUGUAAAUGUGUAAAUAACUUUUGGAAAAAAAAUAAAUUUAAUUGAUCUGCAACUUAA
Pseudopipra pipra is the source of this 4017-nucleotide messenger RNA. It is a transcript of the gene RUFY2, whose product is annotated as RUN and FYVE domain containing 2. The coding region runs from base 804 to 2666 and encodes 620 amino acids. NCBI's taxonomy places the organism in Eukaryota, Metazoa, Chordata, Aves, Passeriformes, Pipridae. Gene Ontology annotation, molecular function: metal ion binding. The transcript is spliced from 18 exons. The record is from RefSeq and is a predicted model, not a curated record. Gene Ontology annotation, cellular component: cytoplasm.